This is a messenger RNA of Aspergillus pseudonomiae, 771 nucleotides long. RefSeq lists its product as uncharacterized. NCBI's taxonomy places the organism in Eukaryota, Fungi, Ascomycota, Eurotiomycetes, Eurotiales, Aspergillaceae. The transcript has 2 exons. The coding region runs from base 100 to 720 and encodes 206 amino acids. The record is from RefSeq and is a predicted model, not a curated record.
AAAAAAAAAAAAAAACCGUGUGCACAGAGAGAUCAGGAAUCCUGUAUUGUGACCAAUGCCGGCGAACCCAUCGAGGUUUGCCACAGUUUCCCUUUUACCAUGGGGAAACCGAGCGGCGAGGCCCACUCUGUGUUCUGGGGUAUUUUGUCAGCGUUUUGGACUCAGGAGCGAAUAAAUGAGUGGAAACAACAGCAUUAUCGGAGACGAAAGAACAGAAGUGUGCCAAAACCUGUUGACACUGUGCCCAAUGCGCACAGACUCUGGGGGCGAGGUCGUUUUGCCUUUCAGCCUGUGAAUCUUUCUGAAGAUCAGAAAUCCCUUACACUUCAUUUCUUCUGGCUGCCGACCAGAAAAUUUGCCAAAAGAAUGAGCAUCUCCACCCAGCCGUCUCUCCCACCAGCCUUGGAAUCAGGGCCAAAACAUGCAAAGCUGUUUGAUUGUCUCUCAGAGAUGAAGAUUUGCUCAGGACAUGAGAUUACUAUGACCACUGAUGAUCCUCUCAACAAGCCCUAUGAAGCACUCACUGAUUAUCACAUUGAGAUUGUACAACCCUUAGCAAGGCGAUUGCUCGAACUUCCUUUGGUUGAGAGCUUGAUGGGUCCUGACUGGGACCAUGGUUAUUUAGGUGUUACUUUCCAUGAUAUCUAUGGAACUUCUCCAAAUGCGAGGGACUCUGAAUCGACUCGUCGCAAUAAGUGGAGCCGCCGAUGUGGACGAUGACGAGCUGGAUGAUACUGAGGAGGAGGAGGAGGAGGAGGAGGAGGAGGAGGA